AUGUCGCCUGUUGGUAAGCCACACCCAAAGGAUAAAUUCACACCAGCUGAAGAUGAAAAGCUCAGAGUUCUUGUCCAAGUUCUUGGUUUGUCUAACUGGAAGAAAGUUAGUGAGUACAUGGGAACAAGAAAUGCUCGUCAGUGCAGAGAUCGUUAUAAAAACUAUCUUGCACCAUACCUUAACAGUAGCCCAUGGAGUAAAGUAGAUGAUGAAAAGCUUAUUAAUCUUGUGAACCAGCAUGGUCACAAAUGGUCAUUGAUUGCUAAACAGUUCAGUGGUCGUACAGAUAUUAAUAUUAAAAGCCGCUAUGCUCUUCUUAUGCGCCAGAAAGAGAGAAACAGACAAAAACAAGAAUCAGAACCAGAAUAUAUUCAAGAGAACGAACAGAUGCCUAUUGUUCCACAAUCUACUACAGAAGAUUUAUCACAGCAGCCAAUAUUUGAUGAUUGCGCUGAUCUUUUUGAUUUCGAUAUUUCGGAAUCAUUCGAUUUCACUAUGUGA
Messenger RNA from Trichomonas vaginalis G3, 501 nucleotides. RefSeq names its product RNA polymerase II transcription regulator recruiting protein. The coding region runs from base 1 to 501 and encodes 166 amino acids. The record is from RefSeq and is a predicted model, not a curated record. The transcript has a single exon. Lineage: Eukaryota; Parabasalia; Trichomonadida; Trichomonadidae.